Molecule: messenger RNA, 21857 nt
Organism: Cinara cedri
Lineage: Eukaryota; Metazoa; Arthropoda; Insecta; Hemiptera; Aphididae
Source: the annotation of a GenBank genome assembly
UCGCGGACUUCGGGCUAAACGCACCGGGCGCGCUCAUUCGCCGCCACCGUCGUAUUCGACAUUUAUUUAUAUUAUAAUGUAUGCCUACCAAUAACACCGCAGCCGCAUCGCCGAACGCCGUUGUUUUCGUUGUCGCCGCCACAAUAAUAUAUUGAGAUCCGCCGUACGCAAUUUGCAUAACCGCAGUGAGUAUAUUUUCAUUGUGCACCCCUCAAAUAGAUGUAUAAUUUUACCGUUGCAUUACGUUUGGUUGUCUGACCAAGACGAAAAUAAUAGUGCGUUUAUUUAAUCGUCCAAUCGUCCAACGAUCGGCAACGAUAGAGCCGCGUAUAAACUUUGUGGAUGACGCGUAGAGGGAAUAGUACCCGAAUGGAAUUUGGUUUUUUUUUUUUUUUAUUUUCCCGCGCGGAGGGGAACAGCCGGCGCAUAUACCUACUGUGCAAUCUCGCGACGUUGACGAGGGGGCGUCCUUGAACCGCAGUCGUUCAACAAGUAGGCAACCCACCUGUGUAGCGUCCAGCCUUAUACCGUUCGCCGACGGGUCUUUCACUUUACGCCGGCCAAACCGCAUUUAUAAUAAUGAUAAUGAUAAUAAUAUUAUGUUCGGGUGGUAUACCAUAAUAAUAUUAUUAUUAUUGCCCAACGCGCCGCCGUCGUCGGGGUAUGGUGUAAUCGGGUCGCCGUCGUUGCUGCCGCGCGCGCGCUCGCGAGAGAAUGACAUAAUAACGUCUCGGCGUUUUUUUUUUUUUUUUUUUUUUUUUGUUUUUUUUUUUUCAGACCGCGCACUUGAACGCUGCCCGCACGUUCGCCCGGCAUAAUGCGACGCGGUGCCCACCUAUAAAUACCGUCGUCCGGGACCGUGGUCGAAACCGCAAACGCAUUAUCGGUUAUUAGUUGUUUAUUAGCGUUAGGCGCACUAAUUAGUACAUUGGACUAAUUUAUUCGUUAACAUGAUGGUAGAUACCGAUUCGAUUGACCGCGUGCCGCCCCGUACGGUGGCGCCGGUCUGCAUUCUAGCGCCCGCGCGGUGCGUACAAAUUUUAACCACUACCCGCCCCUCGCCAAACACCUCACACAAUGUCGUUACAGUUUAGGUCCAAGGUCAACAGUUCCAGUAGGUUCCAGUAGGACUCUUGUGCAACACUGUUUUCUAUAUUUCUAUAUGGGUGCUGCACAUCUAUCUGUGCCAUAACCAAAUGUGGAGAUCGGUGGUCGAUCGGUGUGACUUAGCGCUCUAAAACGUAUACCAAGUCCUAAGUUUUAAUUAACUUUUCAACCGACUUAACAUAAAUUAACUUAUAUUAUUAUUUAAAUGUAUAGACCGGUAGAUAGGUAUAUUAUAUAUUGUCAUUGAAAUUUAGUACCUUCGGAUGUGAGGGCGAAGGUUUUUCAAGUUUCUUGAGUGGGAAAAAUAUAAGUCCUGUCUCACAAAAUUUCUCACUAUAAAAUAACAUACAUAUACAGUGGAACCUCGAUAACUCGAACCUCUAUAAGUCGAAUUUUCGAUAACUCGAAGGAAUACCUUGGCUCCUGGCUUCCAAAAUAUGAUAUGUGAUAUAUAUAUGAGGUUUUCCAUAAGUCGAAUUUUCGAUAACUCGAAUUUUUUUUUCGCCCCCAACCGAUUCGAGUUAUCGAGGUUCCACUGUAUAUUGUACAUUGUAUAUUGUUGACAAAGCAUCACUAUCAACUGAACUCCGCUCAGAAUGGGUUUUUCAUAAGCAAUAGUUUAUUGUUGCUUAUAGAUGUACAUUAUGUACAAUUAUCUAUAACAGUGGCUGCACCCGUUCCCAUUAUCCUAGGACGUCUUUUUUGCUCAUCGUCUUUUUGCGUGGUUGGUUUUUAGGCACCCAUGGGCUCAUCGCUAGACUAUAAUCGCCGGGCAAACUUAAAUUUACUAGUAUAAGUAACUAUAAAGUUACUUAUAAUCUACUCAUUUUUGAUCUGCUUUUAAAAUUACAUUUAGUGACGCCCAAUUUGUGUUAUUCUAGUGUAGCACAACGUGCUUAGCACAUUGACUCAACAAAUCCUAUACGUCUCUUAAUAAUUUCUUAUUAAUAGUUCACUAAGAUAUAAUUGUCUUUUAAAAAACUACAUUUCGAAUUGUACAUGGUAUCAGAUUUUUACAUACUAUUAUUAUAACUUAAUUUUUACAUAUGCAACCCUAGUCCUUUCAAAUCAUCAUCACCCAUAUGCGUUUAACGAAUGUUACGCUUUUAACCCAGGGUUGGAAUUCCGUACAAAAGCAAAUCGGGCAGGAACCAUUUAUUAGUAGACGGUAUAUUUUAUUUCGAAUUGAAAAAUAGAUCGUAAUAAUAAUGUUGUAAUUGAAUCACAACACGUACUUCUUCUUAAGAGGUCGUCACAUUUUUAUUUCUCAUCUCUGCAGUCUUUCUAAUGGGCGUCGACAAUAAGUACUGUUGUAGUAAACAUAUUGUGUUCAAGUAAACUGGACGAAAAGACCUCGAAAAUCGAUUUUAGAUAAUAAACACCUAUUAUAUUUUUGGGUAACAACAUGUUUUUGAAGACAAUUCCAUCGGAGUGUCUUUCUAAAUUUUCGACCCAUUAUCGAAGUUACAAAAAUCGCAUUUAAUAUAUUUUUAGAUUCUUGGUAAAGCGAGGAAUAUGUUAGUUUUACUAUGAUGUGUGUGUGUUUAUUUUCUGUUUGUAUACAAUUGUUCUAUCAGAAAUCUUGCUCUAAUCAAAUAAUGCCCAAAAAACCUUUUUUGUUACCUCUUGGUUCUAGUUGGCACUUAAGUAGGUAGGCGAAUGGGGCAGAAGCAUCAUUUGUGUAACGACACCGCGACGCUAGUGUAAAAUACCUCACUAGGUAUAUUUAGUGAUUCACUACUGUCCUCUAAUUCACAAAACGGCAAACUUAAAAAUGGAAUAUCUCUUCAGCGGAUUAUGAAAACUAAAACAGACAAUACCAACUUUAUGUAACUUACUUUCCCACCUACAACGGGGGCAUACUCAUCCCCAGUAUCAGAUUAUUUUAAGUUUUGAUUUUAGUUUAGUUAUUACUGUACAUAGGUACGAUAGGUACCUACACAAUGAUUGAAAUAUUACAUGUGAAAUAAAUUUUAUACUCUUAUUUUAUGUAGUGUAUAUUUAUUUAGGAUCGUGUAAGAACAUGGCUUUUUGGUGGUUGCUGCAGUCGGCAAUGUGGUAUGCCGCCAUUCUGGUGCUAGCCAAUCCAUUGACGCCAACCGUAAUCAUGGAGGUUUUGCCCAAAUUGCCGUUGUUCAUUAUACAACGUUUAGGAACUAUUCCGAUCGAAUCCAUUUAAACGGGACGACCGUAAAACUGCGUCACAGUCGCUCGUUCGAAGUUGCGUCAAAAUUAUGAUUCCGAUAUAAUAUUAUUAUUAUAAUGUAAUAUUAUAAUAAUAAGUAUUUAAGUAAUGGUAAUAGGAAGCUGACUAGGUGGCCUUCUGACCGGUUUGUUUCCAAACGGACAGCGUACCGUUGAAAAUAGUCUGACCGAACACAGUGUCCUACCGACGACCACUACUACUGCCCGAGUUCAAUAAUGAAAAUGAUUAAGGUAUGCUUAAAUAUUAUUUAGUACGAUUAAAAUAAUGUCUAAUUAUAAGUUCGUUUGUUAUGUUUAAGUACACUGAUUAAUUAAUUAGUUUUUUUUUUUUAAUUUCUUAUUCGACGUACGUUCAAUUCGCACGGUACGCUGUACACAAUAGUUUUAAAAAAUAUUAAGUACUUAAUGCGAUGCUUUUACUCGUACGAAAUAAAUAAGCAUAUAUCCUGUGUUUCGGCUGUUAAGCGUAAACACAAUAAAACGAGUAAAUCUUCAAACAUAAUAUUCUAUUUGGGAGGUAUUGAAAUUUAUUAUAAUCACGUUUGUACUUGAAACAUACUGAAAAACCGUACAUAAAUUUAUAAUCUGUUGUACAUAUAGGAGUAUAAGAUGCAAUAUUUUGUUCCGAAUUUAGUUGUCGCAUAAAUGAAUCAUACAAGUUGUACAUUUUGAUUUUUUUUUUUACAUUAACACGACAUACUAUUCAUUUUCACUACUAACAAAAUGUUUUUAUAAUUUUUUCUAAUAUAUUCCCCCUAUAUUUUAAAUUAUAAGUGGAGCGAGGAAUAUAUUGGUUUUAUAAUGAUGUUAAUUUUUUUUUUUUCAUACUGUGUACACAAAUUCUACCAUAAAUCUUGCUCAAAUAUAUACGCGUGGCACCAUGUAUGAAAGGGAAUGUUGUCUAGAUGGUACUUUUGGCACGUUUUUUUUUUGAAAUUCUCAUUAAUAUUGGAGAUAUUGAGGAAUAUCUCGGUCGUUAGGUGAAAAAAGAUUGAUAGAUUGAAAAUAAUGUGUUUUAUUUUUUGUUAUUAUUAAGUUUUUAUUAUUUUAAUCUUUUCAAAACAAUUAUUGUUGUCGUGGAAACGUACAUUGUUAUUUUACCAUAAUAUGACGUAUUCCAUGUAUUGUAUUGUUAAUAAAACAACAUUAUCAACUGAACUCCGCUCAUAAUCGUUUUUUCGUUAGCAAUGGCUUAUCUUUACUUAAAGGUAUACAUUAAAUUCCCGUCUAUAUCCUACUUUCUCAACUUCCCACCUACAACAGUAGCUGUACCCACGUACAAAGUAUGUCCGUCCUUUUUUGUUCUAAAUUGUAUAAGUGUAUUUUUAACAUUUAAUUUGCUUGUAUUGAAAACUAUUUAAAAAAUUGACUUAAACCUUUUUGCUUCUGGGCAGUAGCGGAUUUUCAACAUUUUUCUGGGAGGGGUCCUGAAAAAUCAUAUGUAUUUAAAAAAGGUAUCUCUAUUAAUAGAUGCCAAUUUAGGAUGAUAUUUAAUUGAAAUUAUAUCGUUAUCUGGGGGAAUCCAGACCCCCAGGACCCCCUCUCCCUCCAUAAAUCCAUACAUUUCUCUGAGACGAAAGAUGUUAUAUUACCGGGUAGGGCUUUCAAGGGGAUUUUUUUAUUAUCAUAAUAUAUUAAUUAUACUAUAUUCACAUACAUUGAAUGAUUAUAUCUUGUGAAAUUCACUAUGUAUAGCCAUCACACUUUGAGAUACACAGUGUACUCGCAGUAUAAGCCAUAGCCAUAGUAAUGAUGGUUCAGAAUUAUUUAAGCAGAAUCUUAUUAGUUGUAUAUUUUUUGUUUUUAACACGAAUAAUAAUGUUAGUCUUAUUACAUGAAUUUUUAAAACUACCCACUAGGCAUUUUUUAUCGGCUGAUGAGUUACACCCGAUUUUUAAGUACUUACAUAGGCAUGUAUAUUUUUUGUACUUCAUAACCUGUAUGGUGUUGCAUUUGCAUUGAUUAAAUCCUGGACGGACGCAUGAAAAAAUACGAAUUAUUACCGUUAGUUUUUAACAGUUAUUUGUUAUUUUAUUAUUUAUUCUUUUUUGUAAACUGAUCACUUAAUUUUCCGGGGUGGGGAGGUAAUUUUAUGGUAGUUUUAAUGCAAUAUUUCAAUCAGAGUUUGGCUGCAUAAUAGUUCCGUCCGAUUAUAAAAAUUUAAUUUUAAGAUAUAUUUAACACCGGACUUAACUAAACAUUUUUUAAAACAUAUAAAUUUGUUUUUAUAUCAGUAGAUAUAGACUGUAUAUUUUCUUUUCUAUAAUAAUUUCGAGAUAUUGUGUAUAAAUACAAGUUAUGAAUUGAUGUCGAUUAUCGAACAGCUAUUGAUUACCGAUUAGGUAUCAUUGUACUUGUUAACUAUUAGAUAUAUUUAAAUUUAAAAUGAAUAUUAGUAUUAGUUCUUAAAUAUCAUUUAGAAAAAUUUCAAAUUUGCUGAUUUCAAUUACGAUUACACUCGUAAUUGAAAUUUGUUAUACACGCUCAAAACAAACUUUUCUGUGUAAUUUAUUUAUUUGUUUAAUAAUUAUACGCCCUGAAGGACAUUGGUAAUGAUUCGAUUGUGAAACGGUGGCCUAAAUAUUUGAUAUUCAAAAUUUAUUAUCAAUUAUAAUAAUAUAUCAUGGAGUGAAUUCGUAUAAAAAUGUAUUUUAUCUAUUCGAUCUAUUUAAUUUGAUGCAUUACUAAUGAUGCCAUUUUUAUUGGUUUUCCUUAUAGUUUUCUUAAUGAAAACUAUUAACUAGUAAUUUUUUAUUGAUUUCUGGUUUGACACCCUGGAAAAAAUUGGGAAAAUACGACUAAUAUAAUAAUAACACUGCUGGAAUGGUUUUUCGUUAGCAAUGGUUUAGUAAUUGUAGCGGAGAAUCCGUAUUACAGGUAUGAUAUAAUAAUAUAUUAAGUAUUUUUAUUCUGAACUGAAUUAUAAUAAUGUAUUUGUUUUACUAUGGUAUUUUUUUGUGUCUACAAAUAAUUUGUCGAACAAUAUUUUGCUUCAAUUAAAAACCGACAAGAGAGUUUUUUAUAGUAUUUUGGAUGUAAUUGGUGCGUAUUGAGAGUUUUUUUUUUACUUUUGAAGUAUUUUUCAAGUAUUUGACAAAAUCGGGAAAAUAUACACCUAUAUAGACAAAAAUGAACAAAUUUACGACAGUUAAAAUUUCAUUAUUUUAGAUUUUUUUACCAGAAACAUUGUUCAAAAUUUCACAAAUAGUGUAUUUUUUGAAAGAAAAAGUGUUGUCUAGUUGGUGACCGAUACCGUUUUACAAUUUUUUGUACAGUUUUCUUAAUAGUUUGGAAAAACGGGAAUGUUUUCGGCAUAAACGAUUUCAUUAUUUUUGGUUUUAAGAAGUGUAUAUAAGAAAUAUUAUAUAGAGAUUAAAAAAGAAAAUAAUAAUACAAAAUAUUUGUAAUGAUUAAUUACCUACAUAUUGUGUAUACCGAGUGUCUAUUUCCAAUUACGUUAAAAUAUAUACAUUUCCAAUAACUUCCUGGAUUGUGAGAUUUAUUAAGCGUGAAGAUAUUACAAAUUCACAAACAACAUUAUGGUAAUCUAUAAUCUAUAUAAUAUCUUCAAGGACUCGACAAAUCUGUACAGUCAUUAUAGAAUGUUGCAGUGAUGAGAUAAGUUUCUUGCGAACACUUAGGGUUGAUAAAAUGUACUAGAAACUACUGCAGGAAUACCGACGCGUGGUAACCACUUUCAAGGAUCCCUAACAUUUAAAUUUACUUCCUGUUCAGUGCAGUAACUAAUACAUAUACUUAUACAACACGUAAAACACACAACUUCUUUGUUCAUAGAUGUAUUCUUUUGGUUUAUUAUCUACCUGAUAGUAAAAAUAAUUUUAAAAAAAUUGAUAUUUAUUUACAUUUUUAUAUGUAUAUAAAAAAUUUAGAUUUAGAGUGAAUUUUUAUCAUUAUAUUUUUCCUUAUUUUGACGAAAAUGUUUCUAUUUAUUUGCAGACGAUUUUCUAGGAUGAAAAAUAAUUAUCUUCUUAGUAAUAAUUAUUUAGGCAAAAUAUACCUUGAAAAAAAAAAACAUGAUUCAUGAACAAUUGUAAUUUAUUUUGUAAUUAUAAAUUAAUACAAUUGAUAAGAAUAAACCUAACCACCAGGCCGCCGUAAUCUUACCUAGCCCGCCUCGCUGAUUGCACAUUUGUACUAAUUAAUCAACUAAGUACAAAUAUUUGUGCUGCACAGUUAUUUAAUUUGCAAAAUAACUUCAAGAAAACGCUUCAUAUAAUAAACGUAGAUACAUUUUGCUUGAAUUAUCAUCUAAUUACAUUUAAUUAAAUAUUUUUAGCCCCUCCCCUUAUUUAAAAAUCUCGGGUUCACUGCUGAUUCACACUUAUCUGUUAUCUUAUUUGAGAUAGUUAAAAAUUCAAAUAUUUAUUAUCUUUUAUCUUCUUCUAAACGUAGAUAAAUAGAUUGUACUUGGCUACUUAUUUUUCUAGCACUGUUUAUAGGUACUUAUCAACAAAAUAUAUUUUAACAUUUUUAUUUCUAAACUUUGUUAAAAAAUGUAGUUUUUAUGAUACAGGGUGACCAAUUCUUGAUAAGACACUCCAUCAUUAUUUCAGAAGGUAUUAAUUAUUUUCGAUAAUUUAAGAGACAAGCAGUACUAAAUUGUUACAUUACCCAUUUUCAAAUAGCAAUCUAUAUUAAAAGACGCCCUAGCAUAAUGGAGACGGGUGCAGUCAUUGUUAAUUUGUAUAGGUAAUUUAAUGUAUAUCUGUAAGCAAUGAUAAACCAUUGCUAAUGAAAAAAUGAUUCUGAGCGGAGUUCAGUUGAUAGUGAUGCUUUGUCAACAAUAUAUAUGUCAUAUUAUAGUAAGAUAAUUAAAUACGCAUUAUAUAUUCGUUUAAUAUUGUACCGAUUUUAUUAUGUUUUUUCCCGAUUUUUUCCAUUUAUUGGAAAAAUUCUUGGAAAAAUCGAAAAACUACCUCCUUAAAAUAUCUUCCCAGUCAGAUUUUCGUUCAGAAAAGUGCUAUAAUUUUUAAAUCGGAGCGAAAUUGCUGAUAGAAAAGUUUUACAAAGAAAAAAAGGUCAUAAUAUUUUUUACUAAUACCUACAUUUUGUACAUUUUUCGUUUGUUGAAAAUUUUACUACGUUUAGAAAAGGUAAAUAUAAGUUUUCUGUCUAAAUUUUAAGUCUCUACGAACAUUUUAAACUGAAUUACAACAAAUCACACGAUUAAAAAAUAAUAAAAGCAUUAUUUUCGUAAAUUUCCCGUUUUUCUUACCAGGUAUUAUGAAAACCGCUUGGAAAAUCAAAAAAUAACGUUCCAAAAGUACCAUCUAGACAACAUUCUCUUUCAUACAUGGUGCCGCGCGUAUAUAUCUGAGCAAGAUUUAUGGUAGAAUUUGUGUACACAGUAUGAAAAAAAAAAAAUAGACAUCUUAGUAAAACCAAUACAUUCUUCGCUACACCCAGAAUCUAAAAUUCUAUAAGUAGAUGACAUUUUAGUUUAAAAUAUAUUUUAGUGUGAAAAUUUGUAAUUUCCAUCGACCCGUUGUCGAGAUUAAAAUUAUUUUAUAUAAAAAAAUAUAUAUAUAUAUUUUAAUUGAACAAUUUUAUUUAUAGGGGCUCUUAAUAGGAAAUACGCUGUAGUAAUUUGAUUUUUGUUUGUAACAUGAUAGGUUGAAUUAAUCUUUGCUAAAAUAAUACAUGUAUAUAUUAAUUAUUAUUGUAAUAAAAUUAUAAAUUAUUAUUAGGUAGCUUUAAGGUUAAUACUGACGUACCGUAGAAUUGCGUGUAUAGGUUAUAAGUGAAAUAACCACUCAAAAUCAAAAAUGGAAUGUUCUGUUAUUAGAUUUACAUAUCUAAAUAUCUUAUACUUACUCUACUAUCGAUAGAAUAAUCGUUUUGAAUACUGGUGCAAAUUACAAAACGCAUUUACGUAGAUACCUGUUGUAGGUAGUAUAAAUCGAACACAUCGGGUAUAAAAAUAGUACCUAAAAUCUAAAUACAUAUUUUCUUCGCGUCCGAACGUUCUGAAUUUUUCAAUCGACUAUUGGUAGGCAUAUGUUAUUUAAUUUGUAUGCAAUAUGUUUUAUAAAGCAAAAAAAAAAAAAUUAAAAAAAAUACUUAUACUGUUCUGGGUAAUAAUUAUUAACUAUUACUAGAUAUUUCAUUUUUACAAUAGAAAAUAUUAUGUCUGAAUGUAUGAAAUGUUUGCCUGCUAGGUAUAUCUACUAUAUAUUAUACAUUGGUAAAUAAUAUACUAUUAUAUUUGAAAUAUUUGAAAAUGAAAUAAUUAUCAGUUUUUUUUUUUUUAUUAAAUAAGAUCCGCGGCUAUUAGGCCAUUGUACGUUACAAUGCGUUACAAUGAUUAUCAGUUUUGUAUUACUAUGUAGAUAAGAAUGAGUAGGUAGAGAUCGUAUACAAAUUAUAUUAUGAUCUAGGUUAGACAUUGAUAUUUGAAUUUUAUAAUAUCAUCAUCAUGAUUUCCCGCUGUAUUAAAACAAAAUAUAUGUAUAUUUGUGUAUAAUAAGAGGUACUUACAAACAAACUGUACAAAUAGGUCGACUUUCAACACAAGUGAAAUAUUUUGUCAAUAUUUUGUAACGAACAGUCACGGUGCUCUAUGUUCUAAUUGAAUAUGCAUCAGCGGUCUUUCGGGUUUUAGCUUGUGUAUAAUAAGCAUUACGCAUAUUGCAUACAAUCAACGCGGUAAAAAUAAAUCAUAUUUUCAUACAAAAACAAAUAGUAACAAUGACAGCGUUAACGAAGAAAAUCGUUCAUUAAUUUUAUUGUAUUGCAUAUAAGCAAAUAAGUAACUAUGGGUAAACUCUGAAGGUUAAGUGCCCGUAUCACUUGAGUAUUUUGAUACAUAAAACUUGUUUUUAAUAUAUAGUAUAGUUGACAGUAAAUAUUAAGUUAAAUGUUAUUCGGAAUUAAUUUUUUUUCUAUUCCUUUAUAUAAGAACAACAGCAGCGAUAAGAAAAUUCUUGUUUUACUGUCCGUUUUUUUUUUUCUAGAAGUUGUUCAAUAGUACUAAAUUACUAAUACGUUAUUAUCGUUGACCAAGUGUAGACGUACGUUACUGUGCUCGUAAUAUAUAGGUAUUUUAUUUCAAUAAUAUUUUGUUAAAACAGUGGUGUUUUAAAUCGAGUUUUAAACAUACCGAAAUAUAUCAUUACGUUUACAUACUCAAAAAGUUUUAAUUUUAAGUAAUAUUAUAUAAUUUAUUAUUUCAUAGGUAGGUACCGAGAACAUUGAUAUAUUUGGUGUAAAAUCCUAUAGGUAGGUACCUACAAUAAUAUUUUAGAAUUAUAUAGUAUAGUCUUAGGAUUUGAGCAAAUAUUUAAUUAUAUCAUAUAAAUAUUUAGGGUUUAAAGGUGUCUAACUAUUCAAUUACUUAACGUACAUGUAAGUAGGAUAAUAUUUAAUACCUUUAGGUUUUCGUAUACAACUAUCGAAUGAUAACGUUCGAUGAAAAGUUAUAUUGUAGUUUGAAACUUUUCAUCUGUCGAUAAUUCAACAUAAUUAUAAAAAUAUCACGCUUUAAUUAUGUUAUAGUUAAGUAUAACUAUUAAUAUCUACGCAUAUCCUGUAUUCAAAAUUAAUAAAAUAUAUCAAUAAGUAUCACCCUGUAGUGAUCCAUUUAAGUGGCUAUUCCCGAUAUUUCGAAAAGUAUUCUUUUUCAAAGCAUUUUUUUUUUUUUUUUUGUGAUUAUUUAAGAAACAAGCAGCUUUGGUCUGCUUGGUCACGACUUUAGUCAGUUUAUAAAUAAAUAAAAAUUGAUCACUUUGUGAAUAGCUGUUACCUUUAUCUUUAUAUUGGUUUUAAUUCAUUUGGAAUUAUACCUACAUAUGUAUACCUAAUAUCAAAUUGAAUAACAAAAAAAAAGUUAAAUUUUAUCAGGAAUUAUGCAGAAGUAAAUGUACACCUUUAUUAGUUAUAUAUAAUAUAUUUAACUCCUUCAAUAUAUUAUAUAGGUAUACCUAUAUAAUUAUUAUAUAACUUCUGUCUUUAAAUUAUUAUUAUUACACAUUUGUAUUUUUUUUUGCUCAAGAGUAGGUAAUAAUAAACAGUCUUAGCAAAUUAACGUGACCUCUAAAAUGUAAUUAAAUUAUAGCUGACAUAGUUAUAUUUAUUAUUAAUGUAACGUCUACAAUUGCUCUAUAUAAAAAUAACUCUAGAAAAAAAUACUUUCUCGAUUCAAACUACGUCUCGAUGUUUACGAAAAUAUUAAAAUUAAACAAAAUAUUUAUCAAAUAUGCUGAUUAAUAUGUUAUGCAAUAAUAUACCUAGCAUUAAUUAUCGAAAAAUUGGUUUAAAUUUUAAUACACAUUAUAAAAUAGGUACCAAAUAAUUUACGAAUUGAAAUUUAAACUUAAAAAGAUUAGUAUUGAAAAUAAAAUAAAAAUUAUUUUUGCUAUGGAUACCUAUAAAUAAUUAGGUUAGAUUAGGUACCCACCUAUCUAUAUAUAUGUUUAUUUGUUUAUUUUAAUUCACACGGAUUAAGUGUUUAAUUUACGAUAUAUUACGAUAAUAUAUACUGUUGUAUUUAUGUACUGGUAUUGUAUCUAGAUUGUUUUUAACAAAAGUAGUAUAGUAGCAAUUAUUUUUAACACGUAUAAUAUUAUAAUAUGUAAACUACACAUUUUAUUUCAGAAAAAAAAAACGAUAAUUUCAUCACUACCUUCUAAUAUUUUAUAAUCUAGUCGAAUAUGUAUUAAGUAUUUAAAUAAACCAGUUAAACAACUUCUAUUGCGAUAUUAUUUUGUGUUUUACUAAUAUUUCAUAGCUAAUAAAAAAAAUAGCUGAUACUGGAGAUGGGAGCGGCCACUGUUGUAGGCGAGAAGUUGGGAAGGUAGGAUGCAUAAAGUUAUUUCAUUUAUAUCUGAAAGCAACGAUAAACCAUUGCUUGUUAAAAGACGAUUCCGAGCGCAGUUCGGUAAUACAUAAUUUGAAGUUUCGUAAUUUUUUUUUUUGCGAUUUUGGUUUAAAUUUGAUUUCAAAAGGCUUAUAAAAAAAAAAGUCAUCCGAUGAUUUUGGAAAUUUUACCACGUCUAGGUAAGCCUAAUAUAAGUAUUAUUAUUAAGUUUCUACGUUUAUUUAUAACCGAAUUACAGCAAAAAAACUCCCCCAAAAUUCCCCUGUCAUACAAAACCAAAUAGUGUUUGAAUCACCACAAUCUUAUUUAAAUUUAACAGUUUUAUUUUUUUUAAUAGAAACAAAAUAUAUCAUCUUAUUAUCUUUAAACUAAUAACUGUAGGUAGAUAUAAUUUUAUUACGUUUUAAAUUAUGAAUGUAGUAAAGAAAAUAUUCGUUUUACUAAGAUAUGUUUUUUUUCAAAAAAAUCUUUUUUAUGUAGUUCAGAUCUGUUCAUGUCAUACUUAAAAAAAUGCGAUUUUUUUACCCGAUGGUUCUUUAAUUUGAAAUUUCAAAUUAUUCUUUCAUUAUUUACUUAAUGCUUAUUAUAUUUUUUUUUAUUUUCCACUUUUUGCCGAGCAAACUGAAAGCUGAUCAGAUUUUUCACGCAGUACAUUAAAAAAUGCAAAACUUUAAAUGCAUAAUGUAUUAAAACGAGAAUUUGAAUUCUUAUAUUCUCAGUUAUAAAAUUCAUUAACGCGUAUUAUGUAUUGGUAUAGUACUAUAAUAGUCGUUAUCAUAUACAAGGUACAUAAGUUAUAGUGACGUGUAGAACAUUUAUUCUGUUUGUGUAUGAGGUCCAAAAAUGUGUCUCUUAGUCGUCUUACAGACGGGAUAAGUACAAUUGUUCAAAAAUGAUAAGGAUAAAUGAUAACUGUCUUAAAGCGUUAUUUUUAUACCUAUAUUUAAAUUUCUAAUAUUUGAAUACUAAAUAAAACUAUAUUUUAAUUGUACAAUUUCUUUGUUUAUAGGGAGGUUUCGAUCAAAACUUAUAUUAAUUAGCUCCAUUAGCUCAUUUCGGACUUUGAAACGAAAAUAAAUACCGAUUUGUUAUGGGAAACCACGUUGAGUAAGAUUUUAUUUCGUGUACUUAAUGUGUUACUACUAUACGAUCGGGUAGCGUUACCAAAAACGGUUUUUAUCAUGUUCGAAUAACUGUUUCACGGCGUUACAAAUCAACUAGUAAUACAUUUUGUUAUAGUAGGUAUUACCUACUUCGAAUUCAUUGUUUUUAUUUUGGUUAAGGCUUGGGAUGGGAAAAACGACUUACCCGAAUGAUUCGAAUCAUUUGAAUCGAUUCGCUAAAAUAAUUAGGAUAUAUCUUCUAUGUUAUCAUAAAUCUUGAAUAGAUCAAUGAAUUAUUUAAAUGAUUCGAAACGGUCCGGAUUUACGAAGUUGAUUAUAGGGAAUUUUAUGAUGAUUUACAUAAUCUGUGCGUAAGUCCCGUUUAUGUGUGCUUAUAGUUGGUCGUACAAAUAUCUAUUAUAAGUAUUAUCUAAUAAUCGGUACUAGGUUAUGGACUCACAGUGACUCAUGAUUCAAUGAUUCAAAUAAAGAUAGAAACGAGUUCAUAGAAUGGAUCGUUCUCGGUUAUCGAAUCUGAAUCAAUUCAUUAGUUUAAAUGAUUCGUUCAAUUUUGAAGUUUGAAUGAAUCGUUCACGAACGAUCAAUACCUAAAGUUGAGGCACAGGCUUUAGCACGCAUUAAAUGCAAAAGACAAAAAACAAUAUUAUUAUUGUAAAAUUUUUUAGAAAUUCUUAUAAACAGAUGUUGUGGAAUUUUAAAAAUGUAUUCGUCCCAAAUGUAAUAAUAAUUUCUGGCGAAUUAUAACCGCAUAAAAUUGAAUUGAAUUCGUUUUUCAUAUGAGAUCAACAGACUAUAUUUGGUAAAUGAAAACAAAUGCUUAUAAACACCUCAUGAGAUGGAUUUUGUAUAGGUAUGUUUUAACUAAAGCCGAUUUGAAUCAUCUAAUUAGUUUUAAACAUCCAUUCCAAUGCUACGGUGUUAUUACCUACUGUUAUGUAUACUUACUCCAAUACUAUUAUAUUUUUAUGAGAAAUCAAAAAUGUUUUCGUUUUAAUAACAUUUUAUUCUUGUAAACAAGAUUUCGAUUAGAAAACUAAAUAAUUGUAUCUGUUAUCAAACAAAAUACAAAAAAUUACUCGUGAAAUUUCGCAUUCGAAUGUAGUCGAUUCGUUGAAGGUCAUUAGUUGAAAUUCUUUGUGAUUUUCUUAGAGCAAUACGAGUAAAAACCAAUACAAAUUUUACAUCAAAUUACAUUAAAUAUUUACUAGUAUGAAAUGUUACGAAAUUAUUUAGAAUGUUUACGGUCAAACCGUUUCAUAAAUGCACGAUUGCAUAUGAACUUAACCACAAAAAUAUCACUGUGCUAUAUACACUAGCUCUAUUCGAGUUAUUCGAAUUUAAAAAAAAUUAAAAUUAUAUAAUUAUUAAAACAAUAAUAAUAAUAACUUUUUUCGUAUAGGUAUAGAAUACUGAUAUUGAAAAAAUAACGGUGACCGCAGCGCAACAAUUAUGUUUUCAUAGUGAAAUUCUGUUUUUAUUAUUUAUUUAUUGUUACUCGCGAAACUCCUAACAACUUGAAGGUCAAUUUUUGUGUUUAAUGUUUAUCCUUGUCUUAGCCAUAGACUAAUCGAUUUCGAUACAUACUGUGUGAUAAUAUUGUUAGCGGAAUAACAAUAAUUUCCAUGCUCGGGCGGUUAACGGGUAGCGAGUCUCCUCGCUGAAACAGUAUUUAUUAUGUGUAUAAUAUUAUACUCGUCGUAGGUUUCAGCCGAUCAUUAAUAAUUAUUGUAAAUCAUCAAAGACUAGGUGCCCGAUAAUUUUCAUAAUGCGUAUUGAACAUAUCUAUAUGCAGUGCCGUAGAAAAUAUAUAUGUUAUAGGUACCCUGCAAAAAAAGUAAAAGACGGUUUCGCGUUGCGUAUACGAUUAAGCGAUGGCGACACAAUGACAUAGAAUUAAUCAUUUUUUUUUUUUUUUUAAUAUACACUGUUAUGAAUAUUAUAUAAACGGGUAAUUUAUUGCAAUUUUUUUUUUUACGAAUCGUUCUUAACGUCGUUGCAGACUUGCAGUGCGUCAUGUUCAUAAUAUAACACGAAUGUGUAACGAUUAUCAAAACUACGUAUACGUAUAUUAUGAGCAUACAUUAUAGGUACCUACGUGAUUUUUGUCUUACGGACGGUUUCCGUCGUGUGCGACGACGUGGGGAGAACGGCCUCGUAAUUUGUAAUAACAGUAUUAUUAUACAGAGUCGACAUAGAGGUUAUUAUCGAUAUUCGUUAAUGAAUUUAUUAAUGACACGCUAAUUAAUAAUAGCACAAAAAAAAACCCGUGUGUAAAACACACUGUCGUAAAUUAUAUACCUACGCGAAACUUAAGUGUAAACCGUCGAACCGUCCGAACCUAUACGUGGACAGUUCCGACGGUAUCUCCCUAUUUAAAGGGUCUUGUAUAAUCAAUUUUCUCGAAAUUUUGGGAAAAAUAAAAUUUUAUCAAUUCAAAAAUAUACAAAUCAACUUUGAAAUACGUUUACGAGUAGUUCCGAUAUUUAAAUUAUGUAUUGUGCAAUCGUGUGAAAUUAUCAAAAUAUUUACGAAAAACCGUUCGCGUUGUCGAAAACUAUACUCGGGCUAUGAACCUUAUUAUGAAACCGGAUUUUCAUCAUUUAAUAAAACAAAACAAAAACUUGGACUGUAUCACGAUGGUUUUAGUUUUUAGAUUACAAGAUUACGAAAUAAGUUAUUCGAGUUUGAAAAACUCAAAAUUCUCAGAUUUUUUAUUUAUCAGAAUUUGUUUGUAGUAUCAAAAAAAUAAGACCAUCGUUGUACAAUGGAAGUUCUCUGUAUGGACAAGGUAGCGCGUGCCUACUGUCUAGGAUUAGGUAAUGACGGGAAUUAUUUUUUAUCCCUAUAGCCUAAUAUGUGUUAUUGUAUUCCAAAAUAAUGUGUACCUAUUAUAAUUCAUAAAUAAUAAAUAGUUGUGUACCACAAAUUCGUAAAAUUUGAAUCACUUUCACUUUUUUCAAUUUAUUAAAGUGAUUAAGUCGUUAAAGUAACCACGGGUUAGGUGAUAUUUGAAUGGUCACUGAUAAUGGCAUCACGUGGGUGUUGAUAACUCAUUUCGCACACAAAUACGUUCACAAAAUAUAGAAUGUGACUUUUAACAACGCUUACAAUAUUACCCCAUUUAUACCGACAAAAAGUAAAGAAUUGAAUGAGGUUUUUAAAAAUGUAUUGUUUUACUAUAAUAAUAAUUUUAAUAAUUUGUUUGUUUGUAUUAUGUGAAGGAGAGGGUGAGGCUAAGUCUAGUUGUAAAUUAUUUUAUAACAGAAUUUAAUGAACAUAUCCAUGGAACGUUGCAAAAUAACAAACUUGUUAGAUUUUCGUAAAACCGAAUAAAUCUAUUAACUAUAGUAAAGUUCAUUAGGUAAUUUUGUAACGCGAGAAGGAGCAACUUGGGUAUUCAACUCAGUAUAAUUUUUAGUCGCGUUUUAAGAGGACUUUAUACCCGCAUUUACUAUCUCAGUCCAACUACCGGGUAAUAUACAAAACAAUGUUUUCGCAGAAUAAGUAAAACUAGGUUAAUCUUGAUUUUAGAGUAAAAAAGUACUUAUUAUGAAAUACAUAGAGAGCGAUAUUUUUUUGAGAGUAUGUCAUGGGUGAUGGGUAUUUUUGAAUUAUGAACUAUUAAAAAAGAAAAAAAAUAAAGGUUUUUGUACCUUUGAUAUCGAGCUAUAUAUUUUGAAUAAUACAAAAACCCUAUGAAAUUCCUUCCAAAAUGUUGUUUUCUAUACAUUUCAUAAUUGGUACUUUUACUCUAAAAUCGAAAUUAAGGUAGUUUUACUUAUUCUGCUUAAGCAUUGUUUUUGCAUGUUUCCCGGUAGUUGGACUGAGACAGUAGAUGCGGGUAUAACGUCCUCUUAAGUUGUCGUUUUGAUCUCUGAUUGAUCUCUGAUUUUUGGGACUGGGGAAAUAAUAACAGCAUAUCAAAUUAUAUACCCUUACCUGCUGUUGUUCGUAUGACUACAGAUCAUCAGUAGUGUUCAAUUUUCGAUUUUCUUAUUUUCCAGCCGAUUUCUAUGAAUUUUAAUGAUAGUUUUAAAUUUUAAAAAUAAAAAUAUAAAAAAAGAACGGGCAUACUUUUCACGCGGGUGUAGCCACUGUUGUAAGUGAAAAGUUGGGAAGGAAGGAUACAGACGGGAAUUUAAUGUAUAUCUGUAAGCAACGAUAAAUCAUUGCUAACGAAAAAACGAUUCUAAGCAGAGUUCAAAACAAUAAAAACUUAAUAAUAACAAAAAAUAAAUAAAAACUUUUGUCAAUGAUACCCUUAUUUUUAAUAUUGCAAUCAUUUUUAACUUAAAGACCAGGUUUUCCUCAUUAUCUCGAAUAUUAAUGAGAGUUUCAAAAAAUGACUUCUCUAAAGUCUAAAGUACCAUCCAGAGAACAUUUACUUUCAGAAAAGGUGCUAUUCUUGAUAAUCGGAGUAAGUUUUCUUGUAGAAAAAGUGUUCACACACUUAUGUGAAUACAUAAAAAAAAAAUAAUAAUAAAUAAAUAAAUAAGUAAACAUCAUUGUAAAACCAAUACAUUCCUCGCUUCACCCAAAAUCUAAAAUCGUUAUUAAAGUUAAACUUCAGUGAAAUAUGUACACCUAUUAUUAAUAUGUACAACUCUUUGUGAGUUGGAAAAUGUGAAAAGCCUUUCCUUUCAUUAUCAGCUAACAAAUUUGAUAAGUUUGUCUCUGUCUACCUAUAAUAUUAAACUGACUCCACUGACUUCCACGUUCUGUUUGAAUAUAUAAGGGCCGCCCAAAGGGUAGAGUAAGGUUGCGUCAACAUUUGGAAUGAUAAUGUCUGAACGGUGCUUUAGUAAUUUUUCGUUAAUGUGUUUUAAAAAUUAAAUUUAAAAAAAAAUACAUUGGUAAGAAUUGAAUUGAAUUGAAUAUUGUUUUUAAUUUAUUCGUACGCAUUUAAUUGACCGCAGGCAUGCAGCCUGUAUAUUACAUUUUAAAAAACUGAAUUGCGAACAAUUUUAACUGUCUGGAUUUUCACCCGAACUAGUUCGGUUAACAAAUGGUUAAUAUGUAUUCUUUUUUUUCCCAGGCGAGCGUAACGUCAAAGACGAAGGGCGGAUCCCGCGGCUUCACGUCCGCCGCCGUGACCUUCUUCGUCCUGGUGAUGUGGGCCGCAACGAUUGUACAGUUGGCUGCUCGGUCGUCGGCCGCCGCCGCGCAACAAGCGGUCAAGUUCCAGAGUGUCCGAGCGCCCCGUGUUUACAACGCCUUGAUCACCACUGAUCACCGUUUGUUACCGAGCCGCGUGGAUCCGAUUGUCACUCCUGUGUUCCAGCCGUUCCGGUACUAUUACGACUGGCCCGGAUUGUACGCGGCUUCCGCCUCCGGCACCCCAGCUGUCCGGUCCGCCAACGAGCGGUUCGAAGAUGGCGAUGCGGAGGACGCAACCGGCGCCGCAGCUUCCACCGGAACCGAUGAACGUGCGACGCCGCCCGAGCAGGACGGCCGCGUUGGGCCCCGACUGCCAUUCGUCAAGAACAACGGGCCAGCGGCCGACUCUCUGGUGCCGGACGUACCGCCACCGCCGCUCCCGGUGUCCACGGCCAGCAACAAGAAUAAAAAGAAACCGGAAGAAUAUCCACCUCCCCCCGUCGGUUUCGCCAUGUGAACUUCCUUCGCAUAUCAAUUCCCUCUAGCCACUGCAGCCGAUCCCACUGUUUAUCGCAACAACAUAAUAUCGUGUAUUCGUGUAUAAUAUGUAAUAUACAAUCCGGAAUUUCGUUACUAUAUAAUAUUAUACAGUUAUUGCGGUUACUAUUUCCUCCCCAUAUUUUGCGCUUUGGUGGUUAUAAAAAAGGAAAUCCCUGUAUAGAAGGUUACACAUUUAUCGGGCCACUAAUAUUAUUUUUUUGGACAUCAGCUCCAAUAUAAAUAGGGUGACUGCAAUAAUUCUGAGUUGUCACAUUCCUUCAGUCCCUCUUACAAUACAGAAUUAUAACGCUGCUUCUCCUAUUAAAAUAUGAUUGGAGGGUUGGUCGCUAUUUCUUUAACUCCGGUUAUUAAACUUACUAAUCGGGUUUGUAACCGCGUUAAAACGGUUUGUUGGGUAGUAUAUGUAGUAACGAAUUUCCGGAUCGAUGCAAUCGCGUAAAAGGUUUAGAAAAAAAAAAAAAAAAAAAAGGAAACUAAAACAUCGCUUAUACUCCGCUGGAGUGAUUUCGUUACGCGUACCGCGUAAGCGAAAUUAUAAAAAUGCCGAUUGUCGAUACGUACCCAUAUUCGGAGUUCUGUGACUAAAAACCAAUAAAAUAUUAAUUUUUAAUUAUAAGGAAUUAUUAUAACUAAAAUAUGUAUAGUUAAUUAAAUUAUUUUAAUGUACUGACGUUCGCGUUAUUUUGUUUCCAAAAGGCAUCGGCAUAUGGUUUUGUAGAACCGAAAAUUUCAAUCAAAAAAACUUUUCAAAUUUUUUUUGAAUACCCAGAGAAACGGAACGUAACAUAGUUACCUAAUAUUGUAUUUCUUUUCAAAUGUUUUCGCAGUUUAUGCGAUAAAGGAAUGUUGAUUAUUUUUUUUACUGAAUUAUUAUAGAUAUAAUUUUUUUUUUUUUAAACUUUUAUGAUGAUAUUUUGUGCGUGUAAAUAAUAUAAUACUUAUGUAAUUUGUACGCUCCGUUUACCCAUUUACAGCGAAAAUAGCAUAUUAAUUUAUUUAUUUUUAUACCUAUUGAAUUCGUUUGUAUAUUAUAUUUCGCAUACCUAUGUAACGCUGUGACGUGCGUAAGAUUCACAAACAUAAUCAAAAUAUUGUUUAUUUGGUUAAUUUUACUGUAAACUCAUGGUAAUAUGUGAUGUGAUUAAUUAAUGUUAUUUAUGUUAUCGACCGAUCGGUAACUGUAACCAUUAUUUUAUUUUAUUAUUUUUUUUUAUCAAAACGUCGUUUUGUUUAGAUUUAAGUUAAAUACAAUCAAACUUGAGCCGAUCAAAAAACGUGUAUUUUCACUUUUAUUAACACUUUGAUUAAUAAUAUGUAUACAUUAAUAUAUUUACGUUUUAUAGGUAUAUAUCUAUACGGUCUUAUAAAUUGUAAUUGUACAUAAGAUGUAUCCUUAUACACAUAUAAAAGAACAUGCUUUUUUUAGGUUCCAAUUUUGUGACGACACUAUUUAACUUUUUCCUGAUUUUUUUUCCACAGAGUUGUUCCAAAUACUCUCUCAAGUGUCACCGUGGCGCCCGAUUUUUCCAUUUUUUUUUGUCUGAUGAGUGGGAAAGGGGGGGUAUGUAUAUGAAAUUCUAUAGGUCGGAUGCGAACAACACACAAACGUGAAAUUUGAAUUCUCCUAUGUUAUAUAAUGGGGCUAGCUAGGCUCCGUGUCGCUUCUCUUACAAAAAAUGUAAUUAAAGCUGAAAUGUUGAUCGAAUGUGCUAAGGGAGAAAUACCAUUAUACCCCAAGGAUUUUUGAGUUCAGUUCAGAAGAGUUCAGUUUCCAAUAAAAGUUUAUUUUGCUACGACAAUAAACAAAACGCAAGGUUAGACUUUAACUUCUUUAACUUAUUAUGGUGUAGAUUUAGAAAAUAACUGUUCCUCACACGGACAAUUGUGUGCAGCAUUUUCUAGAGUUUGGAGAUGUGACCAUUUAUAUGUUUAUGUACCACAAAAUAACACUCUGCAUAUGCUACACCAAGAAGUUUUGACUUAAGUAAUUUAAGAAUUGAGUAACUCAGUAAAUAUUUAUAAAUAAAGUUAAACUAUACAAAUUAUAAUUAAAUUAUAGAAUCAUUUUAAUAAUAAUAUGUGUAUUGAAUUAUUGGAAUUAUUUGUAAAUCUUAUUAUUAUUUUAGAUUCCAAAUGGAUCGAAGAAGCUCAUGGUUUUAUAAAGGUAGAUUUUUUUUUUAUCUGUGUGCAACUUUUAUACCAGAAGAAUUCCUCAAAUUUCUACGUAUAGCAUUUUUUCUGAAAGGAAAUCGGUUUAAGAAGGUAUUUUAAGGAGGUCGUUUUUCGAUGUUUUAAUCCAGAGUUUUCUCAUCGAAUAUGAAAAACCGAAAAUAAGAACGGGAAAAUAGGGAAAAUAUAAGAACGGUAAGUAUUAGUUAAAAUAUAUUACGGUCUUCUUUUUUUCUGUGCACAACUUUUCUUCCAAAAAUUUUGCCUCUAACUUAUAAUGUUAGCUAUGUAUCUAAAACGAAAUUUUACUAGGGAGGUACUUUAGAGAGGUUAUUUCUUGAUUUUCCCAAGAGUUUUCCCAGCAAACGUGAAAAAUCUGGAUAGAACACCGGGAAACUGAGGAAAAUGCAGGAGAACUGGGAAAAUCGUACGUUAUUAUAAUAUUGUGUGCGCGCAGGUAUCUGGUAUCUGAUAUCAGGUAUCUGCUGCAGUGUGGCGCGAGAAGAUAAAAUCGCUGCGUUUGGGGUGACUGCACUCAUCGUGCGAAGUACAUCCGUUUUUUUAAUAUCGCUUUUACCGAUGAUUACAAUUUUAAUUUCAUUACCAAUAAUAAAAAAAAAAAAAAAUGCUAUUAUUUCAUAUACCUACUGGCUACUUUAGGUAAUUAUAAAAACAAUACAACGCUUUACAAUGUCAAAUUAAUAACUAACGUAACACAAUUGUAUUUUAUUUUAUAUAUAUAUAUAUAUAUAAUACGG